This is a messenger RNA of Aspergillus heteromorphus CBS 117.55, 2012 nucleotides long. RefSeq names its product putative glycerol:H+ symporter (Gup1). The record is from RefSeq and is a predicted model, not a curated record. Gene Ontology annotation, cellular component: endoplasmic reticulum. The coding region runs from base 62 to 1954 and encodes 630 amino acids. Lineage: Eukaryota; Fungi; Ascomycota; Eurotiomycetes; Eurotiales; Aspergillaceae. Gene Ontology annotation, biological process: GPI anchor biosynthetic process. The transcript has 4 exons.
CUCCCCCGGUCUCCCCUUCGCGCGUUUCUGAGGGGUUGCUCCGCGCGAUGCUGGUGUUAAGAUGAAUUACUCACGACUUUCUUGGCUUCGGAGAUUAUACUCCCUCGACACCUUGGACACUCGUCUGACGGUCUCCUCCAGUACUCCGCCCAGGGUCGCCGCAGCCGACUCGCGAGCUGCUGCCAAAGAUGCCCGCGCCGAUGCGAUUGCUCGCAAUGCGUCUCCGCCGAAAUGGCAGACCUUCGAGUUCUACAUCUACUACAUCGUCUUCCUGAUUGCCGUGCCGUUGAUGUUCAUCACUGCUGUCGGCGUGUCGCAGGAAAGCCAUCCCACGUACUUCACUUACUCUCACUUGCUGUCUCCCGGCUGGAUUCUUGGUCGCAAAGUGGACAACUCCGAUGACCAAUACUCGUCCUUCCGUGAUAACAUACCCUACCUGCUGGUGCUGCUGGUCGGCCAUCCGUUGCUCCGUCGCGUAUAUGAUUUCUACGUGCGCCCAGCCAGUGCCGACUCUGGCCCGUCCAAGGCUUCUCCGGCAGCCAUUGCUGGGGACGCUCGCCUUACCCAGCGGAUAGGUUUCGACUUCUACUUUGCUCUGUUGUUCAUUACGGCUCUCCAUGGUGUUUCCGCUCUGAAGGUCCUCACGAUAUUGUAUGCGAACUACAGAAUUGCCAAGUCCCUUCCCAGGAACUACAUCCCUGCAGCGACCUGGAUCUUCAACAUCGGGACACUCUUUGCCAACGAACUGUGCUCUGGCUACCCGUUGGAACGCGUGGCUGCUCUGUUGUCUUCGAGCAGCGCAGGACAGGAAGCGCCAUUGGUGCUUUGGGGACGUUACUUGGAUGGCUUUGCGGGUAUCAUGCCGCGGUGGGAGAUCUUGUUCAACAUCACGAUUCUCCGCUUGAUCAGCUUUAAUAUGGAUUACUACUGGAGCCUUGAGUACCCCGCCGCCAGCGCCAUGGAAAAACAAGACGACCCAGCAGCACUGUCGGAGCGGGACCGUGUGAACAUCCCCGCGGAGCCAGCGGCGUUCAACGGACGCUACUACCUCGCCUACGUCCUCUACGCACCCCUCUAUCUCACGGGCCCUAUCCUGACAUUCAACGACUACAUCUCCCAGCAAAGAUACGCUCCUCUGUCUCUCACCAAAUCUCGGACCAUCCUCUAUGGAGUUCGAUUCUUCCUGACCCUCUUCGCCAUGGAGCUCAUGCUCCAUUUCAUCUACGCCGUGGCCAUCUCCAAAGCAUCCCCUGACUGGACUCUGUACACAGCCGGCCAGCUCAGCAUGCUAGCCUACUUCAACCUGCACAUCAUCUGGCUGAAGCUCUUGAUCCCGUGGCGGUUCUUCCGCUUCUGGGCCCUGGUCGACGGAAUCGACCCACCGGAGAACAUGAUCCGCUGCGUGUCCAACAACUACUCCGCGUUCUCCUUCUGGCGCGCAUGGCACCGAUCCUUCAACCGCUGGAUCGUGCGCUACCUGUACAUCCCCCUCGGCGGAGGCAGCCGAGGCGGCGCCGACCGCGGGAAAUCCUCCGGGCUCUACGCCAAAGCCCGCCAGAUCUUCAACACCCUCAUCGUCUUCACCUUCGUCGCUCUCUGGCACGACAUCAACCUCCGUCUCCUCAUGUGGGGCUGGCUCAUCACCCUCUUCGUCCUGCCCGAGGUCAUCGGGUCGUUGCUCUUCCCCGCCAGCAAGUGGCGUUCGCGCCCCACCGCGUACCGCUUCAUCUGCGGCGUGGGAGCAGUGGGCAAUGUCCUGAUGAUGAUGAUCGCCAACCUGGUUGGAUUUGCCCUGGGCGUGGAUGGCCUGAAGGGUCUUUUGGCUGGCAUGCUGGGGUCCUGGGCCGGCAUUGUCUAUCUCAUCUCCGCGUGCUGUGCCCUGUUUGUGGGUGUCCAGGUUAUGUUCGAGAUACGCGAAGAGGAAGCGCGGGCUGGCAUUAACCUGAAGUAUUGAAUCCUUGCUUGAUCUGUGGAAUAUUGUAUAGCAGGCUUAGAAGAAGCAUAGUCAGAAU